UCAACGACCUCGGCACCUUUUAUAUUAAAAAAUCUAUAAUAAUAUGUCGUAUCGUAUUGAGUGAUCGCAAAACUUUACAUCAAAGAAUAGUGAUUUGCGUCAUUUAUAACAACUCGCACCCUCUACCUACAACUACAUGCAUCAGCUGAGGGCCGAAAUCUGCACACACAUUCAAUCACUGAUCCAGAUGAGCCAGCUGAGCACGAGCGAGCUACUCUCUGAACGCGUACUGGGCGUUUAAAUCCGUUGAAACAAUGAUAAUAGACUGGUUUGUUACGAAAUAGCGUUUGGAAGUUUAUAGUUAUGAGUUGUUUGCAUCCGCUGGAUAGAUGCAUGGACGCUGCGUGGUAGUUUGAGUGAUCGGACCGGUGUGUUUAACGGGUUCAGCCCGAUAUAUACAGGUCUGAAAUGAGGAACAUCACACGUCUCUUUGGGACGACCCGACCUGAAUGGGUCUCCUGUCUACAACUAUUGUUUUUGAUGCUCUUUUGGACCUAUUUAAAAGCAGAGCAGUUAAAAAACACUAGAUGGCCACUGUACUCUGGGAAGCCUUUGCUGUUGGCCUGGAACGCUCCUACUGAAGACUGUAGACCUCGACAUGAUGUCAAAUUCCAGUUGGAUCAGUUCCAAAUAGUGGCGUCACCAAAUGAGGGCUUCACCAAGCAAAAUCUCACCAUUUUCUAUCAUAACCGUUUGGGAAAGUACCCAUACUAUGAGGCAGACGGCACUCCAAUCUCCGGUGGCCUACCGCAGAACGCCAGUCUCACUGAACACCUAGAACGGAUGUCGGAGGGGCUCAAUAAGUAUAUCAAGGACCCGACAGCCAAAGGUCUCGCUGUGAUCGACUGGGAAGAGUGGCGGCCCCUCUGGAAACGUAACUGGGGCACUAAAGACAUUUACCGCGAGAGUUCAAAACAGUUAGUCACUAAGAAAAACCCAACUUGGUCUCCGGAUCAGGUGGCCAAAGUGGCCCAGCAAGAGUUUGAGCUCUCUGCGAGCAAGUUCAUGUUGGAGACUCUUCGAUUGGCCAAGAGCUUACGGCCCCAACAGCUUUGGGGGUUCUACCUUUUUCCUGACUGUUACAACCACAAUUACCAAAAUAACCAGAACUACACGGGACGCUGUCCGGAUGUGGAGGUCUCCAGGAACGACGAACUGAAGUGGCUGUGGACGGAGAGUACAGCUUUGUUUCCUUCCAUAUACAUGGGAAUACCGCUGAAGGACAAACUGUCCGGGCGGCAGUUCGUACGGAACCGCGUUAACGAAGGCAUGAGGUUGGCGUCUGUUGGGAACGGGUCAGCCAGACCUGUUUUUGUCUACACACGGCCCACUUACCUAAGCACCACCCCAACUUCUAACGGCAACUCUCCUGAACUCCUGCUGCUGACCGAGAUGGAUCUGGUGUCGACUAUUGGCGAGAGCGUGGCGUUGGGUGUAGCGGGCGUGAUCCUCUGGGGUGACUCCAACUAUGCUAGUAGUCAAGCGACUUGUUCUAAUCUUAAUGAAUACCUGCGAGGGCCGUUGGGUCGUUACCUUCUAAACGUGACGUCGGCCGCCGAGCAGUGCAGCCGAAACCUCUGUGGAUUCCGCGGUCGCUGCCUUCGCAAACACUCCAACACGGACACCUACCUGCAUCUCAGUCCAGACACACACAGCAUAGAGCGCCAAGGAAACACGCUUCAGGUUAUUGGCCGGAUGGGACCAGAAGAACUGAGGCGCUUACAGGACGAGUUCCACUGUCAGUGCUACAACGGGUACUUGGGCGACGACUGUGGCCAAAGUAAGACUGGGAACAGAGCGACGGCGGUCUGGACUACCUUUAUGCAAGUUCUGCUGUUACCGCUUUUCUUGAUGGGGUUCCUACACUGAGGAGUUCGAUAAAAACGAUUUGAGAACAAACGCCGGACCUUCUCUUCAAGGGAUGCGCGACGUUGGCGGCAGGAAGGCCCUUCGUUCGCUAGAAUCGAAAGAGGACACAAUUGGAGCAGUUGAAAACACACAAGCUAACUCUGUGGACUAAAUGUGCAGCACAGUGUGCUUCUGUUCGAGUAGGUCGCCCCCUGCUGCAUGGGAGGCUGAACUGUGGCAGGCGAAAGUAUGAUUGUUUAGCUAGAAAUUAUGUUUGUGCUUUUUCUUGUUUAAAUAAUUGAUGUGGUGGUUUUAGCCGUGUGGAGCCUUGCACAUAACAUGCAGGGGAAAAGUAUUUAUAUGGUGUCCACAAAUUAACAAUUAACUCACUAAUACAUCAGCAGGUUUUACUAAUUUGUUCCCUCAUUUGAAGUAAAUCAUGCGCACAAUAUAAGAAUAACUUUUCCCUUGUUUUUCUAAAUCGUGGCAAUGUUGUAAUUAUUUGUUCCCUUGUUUUAAUUUGAUCAAAAUUCGUUAAUAGAAAACGGAUUCUUAAUUUGUGGCCACUAUAUAUAUAUUUGUCUGCGUGUCCUGUGCUGGGUUCCCCAUAGCUGUCAUUUGAGACAUUUUACUACUUUGCCUUCUUUUUACCUGCACAAAACCAGUUGUGACCUUAUUUCUGUUGUGCGUCACAUGCCAGCUCCUUAAAAGGGACACAUGUUGCCACUUGCAACGCUGCUGCAUCCAUUAAAACCUCAUUCGGACUGAAUGUCAUGAAACCUGUUUUCUGUCUCACAUUUCACCACAAAAUUAAAAGAAACUACAUAAGGAAAAAUAAGGAAUAAGGAAAUAAUUUGCAUAAGGAAAAAUAAACCUGUUUUAGGAGAUUUUUACUUUUUUUUGCUCAAAAGUUGUGUAUUUUGCUCCCAGAAAUACUCGUUUAAUUCUCACUAUUCUCAAUUUGAUUCUCAUUAUAGUAAUGCAUUAGUUUUAUUACGGUAAAUAGAAAAUCAUGAUGGUUUUUUUUUAUUUACUUACAGGAUAAUAGGUUAAAGGCAAUACAACAAAUAAUUACAUAAGGUAUAAAAUCAUAAUUUAUUACAUGUUCUAUAAAUGAAUAAAUUUUGAUAAAUUCAUUGCAAUGAAAUCAUUGCAGUUAUGCGAAAGUGUUUAAUUAUCAAGACAACACUGUCACAAAAGAUCUUGGUCAUAAAAAUAGGUUUACUUUAUGCUAAAUAAAAGUUUUUAUCAUUUAUUUGGUUUUGAUUUUGGGGUGAAAUAUGACCUCGGGCAUGAUCUUAACAGGUUUUCUUAUUGCUGGAUAGUGAGGCAUUUUUGAAAAUCUUCUGCCAAAAAACAUUAAUGUAAAUGUCCAGCAUACUGUGGUUCACAGAAGCUUAGAUGCCUUUUAUUUUUUUUUCCUAAUAGUUUUUCCCUUGAACUAUUUUCAGACCGGAUUUCCCCCCUUAAUUGCUGAACUUAGCAUUUCUGUUCUAUAUUUGUGUGGGAUACAUUGGAAAGGUUUUAUUUGCGUAUGUUCAGCAUGAGUUUGUUUCAUCACAGCUAUUUUUUUUUUCUGUUGUAAGUGCCUUUUAAAGGCAUAGUUCAUCCCCGAAAAUUUAAAUUCUGACAUUUGUUCACCGUUAUGUUGAACCUCUUUGACUUGCUUUCUUGUCCAGAUAAGUAAAUAUUGACAGAGUUCAAAUUUUGGGGGUGAACAAUCCCUUUAAUUGUUUGUGUUAAUUGAAAGGAAUCUCACGGAAACGUUUUUAUUUUUCAUACCAAAAUUUGAUACCAAAUUCUGCUUGUGUCAUUCUGUUUGGUGACUGAGUCUAAGUGAAAUGUGUGUGUUUUAUAGUUUUUAAAUAAAUCUUAUAUUUAUAUGCUUGAA
Pimephales promelas (fathead minnow) is the source of this 3739-nucleotide messenger RNA. RefSeq names its product hyaluronidase 2b (gene hyal2b). The record is from RefSeq and is a predicted model, not a curated record. NCBI's taxonomy places the organism in Eukaryota, Metazoa, Chordata, Actinopteri, Cypriniformes, Leuciscidae. Gene Ontology annotation, molecular function: hyalurononglucosaminidase activity; hyaluronoglucuronidase activity. Gene Ontology annotation, biological process: hyaluronan catabolic process; carbohydrate metabolic process. Gene Ontology annotation, cellular component: cytoplasmic vesicle.